This is a messenger RNA of Closterium sp. Naga37s-1, 2217 nucleotides long. The record is from the annotation of a GenBank genome assembly. NCBI's taxonomy places the organism in Eukaryota, Viridiplantae, Streptophyta, Zygnematophyceae, Desmidiales, Closteriaceae.
AUGGCCAAUGGAGAAGCGCCUUCCUCCAACGGCUACAUGCAAGCGGCCGCCGCUCCUCCCGCUCCUCCCGCUCCCCGACCCAAGCUCCCCUCUUCCACACCCUCCACAUCGGCUAAAGCGCAGCUUUCUUCCGCUAAGUCGCAGCCUGCUUCCGCCAAAGCGCAGCCUGCUUCCGCCAAAGCGCAGCCUGCUUCCGCCAAAGCGCAGCCUGCUUCCGCCAAAGCGCAGCCUGCUUCCGCCAAAGCGCAACUUGCUUCCGCCAAAACGCAUUCUGCAUCGGGCAAGGCGCAAGCUUCCCCCGCCGCCAUCUCAGCCGCCUUCGCGCGUUUACAGCUUAGCGCUCUCUCACAGCCUAAUGUCUUCCCCUCCUCCGCUUCCUCCCCUUCCCCGUUCCCCCCUCGACGCCCCCGCCUCCAGGUUCCCCCCCCCCGCGCCCAGCUCUACCUCCAGUUCCCCACCGAUCAGUUCACCCCCGCGCAGCGCUACCUCAAGAUUGCAGCGUCGCUGCCGGAUAAGACCGCCCAGGUCGUCUCAACUCUCCUCUCCAGGCAAUCAUUUCCCAUCCUGCCUCCCACCCUCCCCCACACACCCCCCCACACCCCCGCACCCCUCCCUCCUCCCUUCCCCGCGCCCCCACCAGGUUCCCCGCGGAUCAGUUCACCCCCGCGCAGUGCUACCUCAAGAUCGCGGCGAGCCUGCCGGAGAAGACCGCCCGGGACGUUCCCUGCGGAUCAGUUCACCCCCGCCCAGCGCUACCUCAAGAUCGCGGCGUCUCUGCCGGAGAAGACCGCUCGGGACGUCUCAAUUCUCCCCCCCUCUUCCCCCCCCCCUUCCCCCACGUCCCCCACCAGGUUCCCUGCGGAUCAGUUCACCCCCGCCCAGCGCUACCUUAAGAUCGCGACGUCUCUGCCGGAGAAGACCGCCCGGGACGUGGCUCUGCGCUGCAAAUGGCUGCAGAGGAAGGAGAUGGGCAAGAGGCGGAGGGCGGAGGAGAUCACAGCAGCCAAGAAGCCCAAGGACAAAAAGGACAAGGACCAGCAGCAGCGAAUGCAGACAGCAGCAGCAGGGGAACCCGCAGCAGGAGGAGGGGGAGGAGCAGGGGCAGGGGGGGGAGGGGGGGCAGGGGGAACAGGCGGAAACGCUGCUGGAGGGGGGGCUCUUGCAGGGGGGGCAGGGGGAGUGGCGAGGACAGGGGGACAGGGUAUGGUCAAGACAGAAACAGCAGGUGCUGGGGACGGUGCUGGGGCGAGAGGAGCAGGGGGAGGUGCAUCUGGUACAGGUGUAUCUGGGGCAGCCGCAGCAGGGGGAGGUGGCGGUGAUGGGUGUGGUGCUGCUGACACGCAUACAGAUGGUGCUGACAACAGUGGCAGCUUGCUAUCCGGGGAUCUGUCACCCAACAAGCUACUCGAGCAGAACGUGGGGAUCUGUCACCCGACAAGCUACUCGAGCAGAACGUGGAGCUCAUCUCCCAAGUCAAGCAGACACGUUGAUUCCCACUGCCUCUCCUCUCCAUCCCCCCACCCCGCCCCUCACAGGGGAUCUGUCACCCGACAAGCUACUCGAGCAGAACGUGGAGCUCAUCUCCCAAGUCAAGCAGACACGUUGAUUCCCACUGCCUCUCCUCUCCAUCCCCCCACCCCGCCCCUCACAGGGGAUCUGUCACCCGACAAGCUACUCGAGCAGAACGGGAUCUGUCACCCGACAAGCUACUCGAGCAGAACGUGGAGCUCAUCUCCCAAGUCAAGCAGACACGUUGAUUCCCACUGCCUCUCCUCUCCAUCCCCCCACCCCGCCCCUCACAGGGGAUCUGUCACCCGACAAGCUACUCGAGCAGAACGUGGAGCUCAUCUCCCAAGUCAAGCAGACACGCUGAUUCCCACUGCCUCUCCUCUCCAUCCCCCCACCCCGCCCCUCACAGGGGAUCUGUCACCCGACAAGCUACUCGAGCAACGUGGAGCUCAUCUCCCAAGUCAAGCAGACACGUUGAUUCCCACUGCCUCUCCUCUCCAUCCCCCCACCCCGCCCCUCACAGGGGAUCUGUCACCCGACAAGCUACUCGAGCAACGUGGAGCUCAUCUCCCAAGUCAAGCAGACACGUUGAUUCCCACUGCCUCUCCUCUCCAUCCCCCCACCCCGCCCCUCACAGGGGAUCUGUCACCCGACAAGCUACUCGAGCAGAACGUGGACCUCAUCUCCCAAGUCAAGCAGACACGUUGA